This is a messenger RNA of Erythranthe guttata (spotted monkey flower), 999 nucleotides long. Lineage: Eukaryota; Viridiplantae; Streptophyta; Magnoliopsida; Lamiales; Phrymaceae. The record is from RefSeq and is a predicted model, not a curated record.
AUGGAACUUAUCGACAACACAUUCUGGCCGUGUGAUAGGGUGCGGAUUUACUCCAUUCCAAUAGGCGCUCGCACAGUUCCAGAUAUGUGGGUUUGGCACCACACAAAGAACGGUAAAUUCUCUGUCAAAUCUUGUUAUCAUAUUGCUUUUAAAUCCAGACUUUCCGACCACUCGACUAGCGGCUAUGCCGGGGCUCAAAGUGGUAGCACACAACAUAAAUGGAAGUUUAUUUGGGAGCUGAACCUGCCUCCUAAGAUUCGGCAUUUUAUUGGGCGAGCAAGCUCCGACAUCAUUCCUACUAGAGCUGUUCCUUGCGGAAAAUUGCUCCUAACUCACAAUGCUUUCGAUGUGGGCAUAUGGUGGAAUCAACGCUCCAUGUUUUUCAAGCUUGUGGGGGCGCUGCGAGAUUAUGGCAACCUCUUCUUACUCGCGCUCACAAUUGCAUGGCGGCUUUGGGGUAUUCGGAAUGACAUUCUUCAUGGAAACGAUGGAACGUCCAUUGAUGAUGUGCUUAGUUGGAGCCAGAUGUAUCUUAAUGAGUUUCACGCCGCUCGGAUUUUGGCACGUAAUACUCAUACUCCAUCGCUUCCGGAUGCUUGGAGGGGUUGGCUGAAAAUUAAUGUUGACGCUGCUCUUCCUCCAGGACAGCAGUUCUUCAUUGCGACUCGACAGGUGCAUGGGCGACCAAAUGCGGAAGAAUGCGAAGCUUUUGCUGCUCUCUUCGCACUUCAAUAUGCUAAGCUUCAAGGAUGGAGGUCGAUUGUGGUGGAAGGCGAUUGCUUGACAGUAAUCAAUGCUCUUAAGGCUAAUGUUGCUUCUUCAGCUCCUAUAGGAGUGUUCGUAGCUGAUUGUUUCUCCCUUAUUAGCUCGUUUGAUUCUUGCGAUUUUUCCUUUGUUAGACGUUCUGGUAAUUCUUUGGCUCAUUGUCUUGCUACUCGUUUUGAUUUAAGUUGUACGGAAGGAUCUAGCCUCCCCUCUAAUUUGGCUAAUUAUGCCUAA